CACAUUCCACGCUUUGAACUCAUCACACACUGCCGCCUCGUGGUCGAGCGAAUAAACGCGCGAAACGCAGUCCAUCACGCCGAAGAUUUGAAAAUUUGAACAUUCAACGAGGCUUGCGGUACGACGAUUUAGUGUUACGAGUCACAGGCACGGGCGUGCGACGUCAGUUGGGACGAACAUUUGUUGUCGACGGGACGCACGUUUCCCCAGAGGAUCGCUAUAAUUGAGAGAUCGCGACGGCGAUCACGAACAACGUUCUGCGAUCGUGUCUCUGAUCGGCGUAUCGAACGUGGUGGGUAAUCGGGGAACGCAGCCCAGGAUUGGAAGAUUGUUUUUUUUUUUUACAAAUUUUUCGUUCGUUCGAGGACAAGGAUUCAACGCAACAUGGCGACCAGUUUGCAGAACUGUUUUGCUUUCAGGAUAUUCUUCUUUUGAUAAAACCAGCAAAUUGCUGCGUGUAUGCUAUGUAUGAUUUAAAACUACAAAAGAGAGAGGGAAAAACGAAGAACGCAGAUGAAAUAAAGGCACAUUAAAUCUCAAAUGACAGAAACAAUAAACAAUUUGGAACUUUAAAAGCAUACGUCUUGCACAAAGUUGUACAUAUAAAAUUAAUAUAAGUAACUCAAUUUAGGAAUUAAAAAAUUUGAUAAUAGUUAAGAACAUACAAAUUAUUUUCUUUGCUUUAUAUAAAUUUUUCUUUUGCAUAUAGUUGUUUAUAUACGUGUGAAAUUGUUAAUCAUUAAUUUACAUUACAAUUUGUUCUUACAACUGUGUAUUUCACAUGCAUAUAUAUAUGUAUAUACACACACAUACAUAUUUAUAAAUUAUAUAGUGUCUCAUUAUUAAAUUUCUAAUUUCAUCAUUGUACAAUCUUGUCUCCUUACGUCAUUACAAAAUUGUUAUAUGUACAUGAAUUGUUGUCAAAUUUUAGAUUUACAUAGUAAGAUCUGAAAAGAUACAAAAAGAUACAACAUAAUAUCUUGUUGAAAACUAUAUAAAAAAAAUUUAUUAAAAAAAUAUAUAAAAAAGAAAAAAAAGAGACAAAACGAGAAGCUUGAAGCUUUCUUAAGUAUAUGUAAACGUGUGUGCAAUCGCUAGAUGAAAUUAAUUAUUGCAAAAUAAAUUUAAUAAUAUAUGCCUUAUUGAUUGCUACAAAUAUUUAUGAGUGUUAUUAAGUGCAAUAUAUUGCUGUAUUAAGAAUUAAAUAAUAUCCUUAAAAAGGAGAUCUACUAUUACUUUGCAUACUUAUUUUGACUAUGUAUCAUACUGUAUAUCCUUCACAAAUGAUGGUGCAAAUAAUGAGUGGACAUCAAACAAAUGGACAGUGUCCAUCUUCGCAAACUCAUGCCAUACAUAUCAAUGGCGUAAAUGCACUGCAUCAGUCUGAUUUCACGCAGUAUGGUCCAAAUAUUACUACACAAAGACAUCGUGUUAUACAGACAGGAUCUCCGUUAGAUUUAUUACAACUAAUGGGAGUCAAUGUACCAUCAUUAAGAGGUAUGGAAUAUCUGCAACCAAGCAAUAAUUCAUCCUCUGCAAAUUGGGAAAGACGAAUAAUGCAUACCAACAACGCAUCAAUUAUACCAUUCUCAAACUACAAUUUCAAGCCUACAAAUAUCAAUUCGACAAAGAAACCAUGCUGGUAUAAUAAAAAUAGACGGAGUUCAUACAAGAAUUCCUUUUCAAAAUAUGAGGCCUACAAUAGUGACAGUGGGUUUAGUUCUCGAUCACCAACACCAAAUAAAUAUUAUAUUGACAAUAGUUUAACAGAGAGUUCAGAUGAACGAGAUUCUACAAGUUCAUUAAAAGGACAGUGGCUAAAUCGGAAGCAUCACAAGAUACAAUCUGAUAACGCACGUAACAAUUAUCAACGUCCCAUCAAUCAUGAUACUUCCAAUUCUACUCAAAGAUCUCGUGCACAAAAUUAUCACAACAAGAAAAGAUAUGUACCGACAAAAAAUAACAAUACGAUCAUUCAAAGGCAUCCACGAAACCGUAAAUAUCAUGAAAUGCCGAAUUAUGACGUCUUUCCUGGUUGUAUUACAACUCCUGAUAGAUUUCUUGCUAGAUCUCAUUUGCUAAUAGUGCCAAUAAAUGAUGUUCCAAAUGAUCUUCUGACUGACUCAUCGUGGGAUGAUUUAUCCAUGCAAAUUUGGCGUAAAUUUGUAGUAAAUCAACAAACCGAAGAUACUUAUAAGAAAAAAAUAAUGCUAUGGAAGCACCUUAAUACAUAUUUCAAGAGUAUACAUCAACAUUAUAAUAUAUUUUUUGUCGGCUCGACAAUGAAUGGAUUUGGUUCAAACGAUAGCGAUGUUGACAUAUGUCUUUUAGUGAAGGACGUGGACGUGGAUAAUAGAGAUAUGUCUUUGCACCAUUUACUGGAAAUAUAUGAUAAUUUCUCUCAAUGUGAUUUUGUCGACAGACUUAAUCUUAUACAUGCAAGAGUACCCAUUAUAACAUUCUAUGAUACAGUGCGAAAAUUUAAAGCUGAUAUGAAUUGUAACAAUUCUAUUGCCAUAAAAAAUACGCAUCUGUUGUAUUGUUAUUCAAAGCUUGAUUGGAGAGUAAAACCAUUAACACUUGUCAUUAAACUUUGGGCUCAAGUGCAUGACAUUAAUGAUGCAAAAAAAAAGACACUGUCUAGUUACUGCCUGUGCCUUAUGGUUAUACACUUCUUACAAUGUGGUACUAGCCCUCCCAUUCUACCAUGCUUACAUUCAAUAUUUCCAAAUAAAUUUCAAGAUAGAUGUAUUUAUAAUAUCGACAUACAUGAGGAAUUGAACAUUCCAUCUUCCAGUCAAUUGCCUAAGAACAAUCAGUCCCUUGGCGAAUUAUUAAUUGAAUUUUUCAAAUAUUAUAUGCAAUUCGACUUUGACCAGUAUGCAAUAUCUGUACGACUAGGAAGCAAGAUAUUAAAAACAUAUUGUUCUGAAGCUAGCGGUGAUUCUUAUCAAUGGAAAUAUCUGUGUAUUGAAGAACCAUUUGAUUUGUCUAAUGCAGCUAGAUCAGUGUAUGAUUAUGAUAUAUUCACAUUAAUAUUAUUUAUAAUGAAAAUGUCUUAUUCGACGUUAAAACGAAAUCAUAAUUUAGGCGAUGUGUUUCGCGAAUGGAAAAUUUGUUCAUUUGGUGAUGAUGGCAAUUGGGUGAGACUAUUGAGUGAUGAAGAAUGCUAAGAUUGUUUUAUGUGACAUGUUUAAUACCUUGUGAUAUUGAGUAUUAUUUUUAGAUAAUUUAUAAUAUCCGCAAGGUAUAAAGUUGUCUUCCAUAUUUAGUUCACAUUUCCCUUUUGGGGAGAUGUUGAUUAUUACAAAUAUAGAGAUGUAACAUUAUUA
Molecule: messenger RNA, 3332 nt
Organism: Pogonomyrmex barbatus (red harvester ant)
Lineage: Eukaryota; Metazoa; Arthropoda; Insecta; Hymenoptera; Formicidae
Product: poly(A) RNA polymerase gld-2 homolog A
Biological process (GO): RNA 3'-end processing
Molecular function (GO): poly(A) RNA polymerase activity
Source: RefSeq, a predicted model, not a curated record